UGGAAGCUGAUGAGCGCAGCACUGAUGACGAGCAGGCUGCUGUUGGUGUAGUAGCAGCAGACAUGGCCCCGGCUAGACUGGAGCGGCAGAGGUCAGCUGCCAUGCAGGAGCUGACUGCAGAGGGAGCAGAGCUUCUGGGUCUCAUGAAGGCUUGCGUGGAGGCGUGUGGCGCGCAUGCAACCUUUCAGCUGCAGAAGAGCGCUGUGCUCGCUGCUCUGCAACAGGCUGAAGGCCAGCCCGCUGCGAAUGCGGCUGCAAUUGCUCUGUACGAGUGGGCGCACGAGCCUGACCUAGCAGCUGCUGGAGUACUGGGCCCACCCAUCGAAGUGGCUCCUCAGGGUCAGCAGGGGUGGACGCUGCGGCACCGGCGGUCGCAGCUGCUGGGGGCGCUGGAUGCUGCGCUGCGCACGCUGGCCGGCGCUGACGAGGCCCUCGCCGCCUGGGCCGCCCACGCCGCCGCCGCCGAAGCCGCGCUGCAGGCAGCGGUUUCUCCGCCGGGCGAGGCGGCGAUGGGCGCGGCGGCACACCUGAGCCACUUUUUGGAGCUGCGGCGGCAGUGGCUGACCAUUGCGGGCGACCAGGCCGCCAGCCUCAUGCGCCUAGGGCAGGCGGUGCUACAGCUGGAGCUGUCCAGGGAGGGGAAGGCGUGGGCCGGCGCAUCGGGCGCGAUGGGCGGCUGCGAGGGCUACCGCCCACUCAUGCAGCAGCUGCAGCUGCUCUGCACCGCCUGCGUAGCCGCAGUCAGCGAGGCGCACACUGCGCACGAUGAGCUGGCGGCCCUGGACGCUGAGCUGGCAGUGACGGCGCCAGCUCUUGA
Messenger RNA from Coccomyxa subellipsoidea C-169, 817 nucleotides. RefSeq lists its product as hypothetical. The transcript has 6 exons. The annotation marks the transcript as partial. Lineage: Eukaryota; Viridiplantae; Chlorophyta; Trebouxiophyceae; Coccomyxaceae. The record is from RefSeq and is a predicted model, not a curated record.